Messenger RNA from Oikopleura dioica, 627 nucleotides. NCBI's taxonomy places the organism in Eukaryota, Metazoa, Chordata, Appendicularia, Copelata, Oikopleuridae. The record is from the annotation of a GenBank genome assembly.
AUGCUCAAGCCACUGAGUCACGAGCUUCGUCGACGGGCUGUGGAAAUCUCCCUCGGGUUUCUUGCGCUUUAUGUAGCUGUGGACAUUGGAGUGCAACUAUACAAUCGAAUCUACGCAGCAAAGAAGAAGGUGAUUGCAGAAAUCUCCGUGCACGAAGAUGUCCUCGACGAAGCUCAAGCUGACUCAACAUCCGUCGAUCCUGCUUUCGACACUGGCUUCGAGGACGGUCCUUCGUCUCCAGAACCCAACUCUACAUUUGAAGAGAUCGAGAGCAUCCGGAAUCUUCAGACUGGCGUUCAGAUCACUGGAUUUUCAAUCCUCGGCGAAGAUCAAACCAUCGGAUCGAUGGAGUCUUUUAGCGAGGAAGAACCAACCGAUGUCUUGAUUCAUUUCGAACCCUCGCUUGUUGAAGCCUCUCUGCCCGUGGCUCAAGAAGAAGAACCCACCUCACCAAUAUUGGCAAUAACCGACGUCGAGGAAGAAUACAUCGAAGCUUCCCUCAGCGAAAUCUCUUCAAUCCCCGAAACCGAUAAUGAUAAUUCAUCAAUCACAAGCACGGAUGAACAUUUCUUGAGCUGCUCAGAGUACGAGUACUUUUCUGCCUGUUCAGACAUCGAAGUAGAGUAA